This is a messenger RNA of Pistacia vera, 441 nucleotides long. Its product is annotated as anthocyanidin 3-O-glucosyltransferase 6-like. The transcript has 2 exons. The record is from RefSeq and is a predicted model, not a curated record. NCBI's taxonomy places the organism in Eukaryota, Viridiplantae, Streptophyta, Magnoliopsida, Sapindales, Anacardiaceae. The coding region runs from base 1 to 441 and encodes 146 amino acids.
AUGAUCGAUAUUGCUAAUGAGCUUGGAGUUCCGAGCUAUAUCUACUACACAUCGAGUGCAGGGUCUCUCGGUUUGAUGUUUCAUGCGCAAGCUCUUCAUGAUGAUCAGAACAUGCAGACUGUUGUGUUGAAAGAGUCGGAUGCUGAGUUGGAAGUACCGAGUCUCGUUAACCUAAUUCCUUCCAAGCCCGUUAGCAUUGAUCUCGGGUCAGGUGGGUCCACCACAAAAUUGGAGAUCAUGGAGUGGCUUGAUGAUCAAUGGCCAUCGUCGGUUGUGUUUCUAUGCUUCGGGAGCAUGGGAAGCUUCGAUGAGGAUCAGGUAAAAGAAAUUGCAUCUAAGGAUGAAGAGCAUCCGCAGAGUGAUGAGAAAAACGAGAUGCUGGAAGGAUUAGUCAUGGAAAUGAAAAAUGUUGAUAUAGGGCCACCUGAAGCUCCAAUCUAG